Molecule: messenger RNA, 3499 nt
Organism: Schistocerca gregaria
Lineage: Eukaryota; Metazoa; Arthropoda; Insecta; Orthoptera; Acrididae
Exons: 2
Coding region: 256-1713 (485 amino acids)
Cellular component (GO): mRNA cleavage and polyadenylation specificity factor complex
Molecular function (GO): RNA binding
Source: RefSeq, a predicted model, not a curated record
AGUCUCUUGCGAAAAAAAAGGGUUUCGACUGACCCCGGCUGACAACGUUGAAUUGCAGCACCUACCUCGUUGAAGAACAGAGGAUCAGGGGGUGUUUUGACUGGCGGGUUGUUGUUUCUAGUAGAAGGGUGGUUUUGCGCAUUUUGGCCGAGUUUGUGGUGGUCGUCGUGUUGUGCGUAGGCGUUAUAGGGCGCGCGGGGAUAUAUGCGCGCGUGCAACGCAUACACUAGCGAGAGAGAGAGGACGGAGGAAUAGAUGAACGAGGGGGGAAAUGAGGCGCCGUUGGGGGAGGAGACGAACAGCCUAGACAGGGGGGGUGAGCCCAAGGUGGAGCAGGAUAGGGCAGAAGGGCCUAAUGCCGAUGACGUUGAGCAGGUGAAGGAAUCGAGUGUGGCAGAUGUACCAGGAGGAGUUGAGGAUGCGGAUGAGCCUGGGAAGGCGGAGUCUGCGGUCUCGAGCGCUGAAUCCGAGAAGGCGGAUGAUUUGGCGAAGACGGAGCACGAUGGGGAAGAGGACGAGGAAGAGGACGAAGUUGAUAUUAUUUUGGAUCCUUUGACGUUGACAGAGACGACGAUGCAGCAGCAGCAAGGUUUAUUGCCCAAUAUGAAUUCCAAUGUGGUGGGCGGCGGCAUCCACAUGGCCAAUCGAGUGACGUUGCCUCCUAGUCGGAUAUCUCAGCUUUAUAUGAAUAAUCGUCGUGCGUACAACGCUUCAUCAUUUAACAGCAGUGGGUCGCCAGCGUAUGCCCAGCAGCGCGUCGGAAUGGCCAUUCCGACGUCGCUGGACACAACUCACAGUCCCAGUGCUCUUCGCAACCAGCAGACGAACAUUAUGAACAUUUUGCAGAGCGGAAUGAGAAAUUAUGAACUAGAAUUGGAUCCGGAUUCAUUUGAAGAAAAAGCCUGGAAUCGUCCCAACGAAAAGCUCUCGGACUAUUUCAAUUAUGGAUUCAACCCUGAAACCUGGAAACUUUUUUUGCUUCGACAACGUAAAUUUCGAGAGGAAAAUAGUAAUGCCGCUAAUAAAAAAUCACAUUUUAGUCCGAAUACGUCGUCUCCUUCUCAUCGAGCUGCAUCAUCUAAAGGGAGUACUUCUAAAGGCGUUGCCGAAGACGACCGACACGCUCGUUCUAGACAAGACCGAGACGACAGAGGUAGCGUUGGUUCCAACGCGCAUGUUCCAGAAGUCAGUGGCGGAUCUAAGUCCGAAGGAGGGGGACACGCUUCGAGUUCUCACUCUCACCGAAAAGAAAGCAUCAAUAACACGGUGGCGGUUGGCGGUGGCCACGGCGGAGGUUCAAGCGGUGGAGGUGGCUCCUGCAGCCACCACUCUGGAAGUUCCAGUCACAGUCAUCGUUCUAGAGACCGAAGGGGGUUCUUUGGUGACUCAACCAACGACCGGAUGGCGGACGGAGGGCGUAUUGACGAAGGUUCAAUCGGCCCUCCUUCUGACCGCAACGAUCGAGAUCGUGCCUUUGAGCGUGAAAAAUUCGGCAGGGCCGAUCGAGAUGUCAAGAGCGACCGGGAAUGGGCUGAAAGAGACCGAAUCGAAUCUUGGUCCUCAAGGAGAGACGACCAACGCGAACACUACUCGAGUCGCAGAUCGUCUCACGGAAGACACGAAGAGAAAUACAGUUCAAGGUUGAAGUCUCACAGAAAUAGAGAUAGAGGAUAUCUACCUGAAGAGCCCGAGAGAAAACGGGCCAGAACUUAAUGUAAUUCCAAAAAUAUAUAGAGUACAUUGAGGAAAUUACACCCCCGUAGCCGCGCAUUCUCAGUUUGCCAGCAUUGCAACCUUUUUUUCCUUUCAGUGCGCGUCUUGCACGCGUACGUCGUGCGCGCAGACGCGUUCGCACGUCCGACGCGGUCUUGCGCGGGGCUUCUUCUCGGCGCCCUCAAUCCCACGGCGCCGCCUCAAAGAAGAGUUUGUAUACGGGGGUGUGUAUACAGACGCGGAAAGUGCGGUCUUGCCGCCCCGCGACGGCCUGGGCCAACUCACAAAAUGAGCCGGCUACGCCGCGAAGGGGCCGGGAGGCUGCCUGGACCACCUGCUCGGGCGUCCGUCUUUUCUGAACAGACGCGGCCGAAAAGGAGAGCGCGUGUGCGCGACCGGAGAGCUUUUCGUGCGAAUUUUCAAACGCUAUCACAAAAUUUUUUUCGACCUUCUGCUGCCAGAUUUCUUGUAUUGGCUCUCCGUCCCGCCGGAGCCCGUCUUCCUGGAGGCAGAACCCCUCCUGCCGUGCUUUUGGACGGAGAGGUUCCUGCGGGUGCUGCCCGUAGCCACGCUCCUCUUCAUGGCGUCCCACUCUUGGUCGCCUUCUUUCCAGAGAAAAAAGUUGCACGCGUCGACCUCGCAGGCGUAGAAAUGUCUCCCGUGGUUUUUCGGCGUCUUCGCCACCUUGCACAGCGCCGGGUGUCCGCACAUGCAGUAGUGCUGUCCAUCUGCGGGCUCUGGCUCGUCGAAAACAGACGAGGACGUUGGCUUGUCCGCGUCGGUGGGCUUGAAGGGCGACGAGAAGGACGCCCUUCGAGGAACGCCGACCUUGUGCGAGCUGCUCCGGUCGACGUGUUGCUGCUUGCGGUCGACCGCGAGGUCAGAAGCGCUGCGAGAACAAAAAUCUGGAAAUUUCGUUGAAUUUUCAGCGACACUCAGAGAACCACAGGACUCGGCGUACAAUUUGUUCCUGUGCUGUGGCAGCGACGUGUUUCCUCUUCCGACGGUCUUCAUCUCUACCUGCGCUGUCUCUUUAUUUGCGGAGACACUGAAUUCGUCUGAGCCGGACGUUUCCCAACUUUCCCAGUUUUUGUUGCGCUUUCGGAGCCACUCCUUGACGAUGUCGCCGGGUCGGUGGCAGCUGCCAAGACACCCCGUUUCGAAGUCGCGUCCGGUCUCGAACGCUUCGCGAGCGGUGUAUCGGAACCGAACCAGGUAGCUGUCGGUCCCGUUCCUGCUGCACGCGGGGCAUUUCUCCUGCAGCACCUCGCAGGCGUCGAUGUUUUCGUCUGGGAGCCACAGAAUCUUGGUACAACCGGGAUAGUUUGUGCACGCCAAAAAUUUUUUUUGGUUGGUCUUCGAGGUGCGCAAGACCAUUUUGGCGCCGCAGACCGGACAGCUGCGGACGAACGCGUCCGAGGAGCGCGCCCUCCGACUGAGCUCGCAGUUGGUCGCGGGACAGGCGAGGCACAGCAUGCGGAUAGAAGAGUCUGGAGGCUUCGAGGAGAACUGCGCCGGGGGGUAGUUGUAGCAAUAUGGGCAGACGUGGAUCAUUUUUUCUUUCAGCGUCAGCACCCGCACCACUUGGUAGGAGCAAAUGGGACACGUGUGUUCGAACGCGUACACCUUUCCUAGCGGGAUCACGAAGCUCUCGUCGCAGUGUUCGCAAUGCAGGGAGUGACGGUCGUUGUCGAGAAGGCGCAGGGACAUCUGUCGCCCGCACUUCCCGCACUUGGAGAAGCCGGGCUGUUCGCUCUUGAACAGGGUCCCGAUGGGGUUGAAGUAG